GGGGUGGGAUGGGCUUUCCUGGGUGUUUUUUCUCUUAAACCUCAGGUUCCAUUGGAGCUGCUGCUGCUUUUCAGCCUCUUUUCUCCACCCGUUUGUGUUCCUCCCACAGGGAAAACUCUCUGUGGUGUUUCUCCUGCCUUUUUCCUGUUUCCCAUGGGAGUGCUGGGCUUGAGCAACCCACCUGACCCCAGCCCUACCAGUGGGUCCCACGGACCGAGACCUCCUCUACCUCCCUCCCCAGCCCUUGCUUUGAACUUGCACCCAUCCAAGGGGGAAUGAUGGGUUUGGGGGUGUUUGGUAUGGCAGCAGCCUGGCGUGACAAUCUGAGCGGGGUCAAGGAUGAUUUCAUUUCCUCCUUGCUCUUUCUCCCCCCAUCCUAGGUAUAAAAAAUGCAAGCAGAGAACCUCACAGCAGCCCUUCCCUUCAAGUAAAAGAUUAACUGGCUCUUACAUUAACUGAUUAAACGUCCUGUAGGACAAAGUUACAUCUGAUCUCAAGCAAAGGAGCCUUUGGAAAUUCCAGAGUGUAGCUUCUCCCCUUUUAAAACUAGAGGAUCACAGCCCUGGCAGCAGGGGAGGCUGUUUCCUGCUGCCCCUGCCUGCCUGGGAACCCUGUACAGCCCCACACCUUAAUUCACUAUUUUUAUUCCCCGCACUCCAUGCUGGCUUGGUGCUGACUCUGGUUAAACGUUAGCCAGGGCUGGCUGGCAUCGUGGUGCUUGCCCUGUGAAAAGCGCCAUCCCUGCCUCCCUGCCCAGCCACGCUCCCAGCUCCAAUCUCUGUCGCGUCUGGAGCCAAGCAGCAGGCAAAGUUCAGUGCUUGUUCAAGGGAGAUAAGGUGAGGAUGCAUGGCAGCGUGCAGGCAGCUCGCAGGGCUGUUACUCAUUUAUUAGAGAUCAUUGUUUGCCUGGUUGUAAGGAGGUUUCUCCUCCCCUCUGCUUUCCCAGCAAGAGUGUAUGGCAGCAUUUGUGGCUUGUGCAUGAUUCUGGCUCGUGUCCCCACACAGAGGCCUGGGGAAGGUCCCUGCAGCAGAGUGGCCCUGGUCCCACUGGCAGUAUGGAGAGGUGUCAGCAUGGGGCUGGCUGGAGUGCUUUUGGGUGCUUUGGUGCUCCACAUGUGACCCCACCACUUGCUUUGCCCUAAUAGCUUGGUGGGUUUGGCUCAUGGUGCCAUCAAAGCAACUACUUUUUCUGUGACCUCCAUCCCCAUUCACCCACCUUGCAUCAUCUUGCCAGGCCCAUCAUUCACUAGCAAACCCUUGGUCUGCACAGGGCUUGUCCUGGGAUCAGAAGUUACUUGGUGGGAUGAUGCUCUGGAUCAUCGUCCUCUGUUUGCCAGGGAGCUCAGCUCUGUGGGCAGCACCCUGCCUGCAGCCAGGGUUGGGUGCUCUAUGGAUGCUCUAUGUUGGGCUGGUGUCUGGGGUGCAGUGAGGCAGGAGGGAGCAGCAGGGGGAUCAUCUCACCUCUGCCCCAUUCCUGGGAUGCUCCAGGGCAGCAGCCAAUACAGAUGUGAGGUCUGUGGCUGAAUUCCCCCAAAGGAAACAGCGGUUUAACACAGGAUCCAGGACUGCAGCUGGAUCACACAUCCAGCUCCUCACUUCUCCUUUUGAGCCCUAAAGCCCUUUUCACUUCUGUUUCACUUUGGUUUUAUCUCCCCUCUGCCUGAGACCCGGUGAGGUAUUUGCUUCAGGGAAACUGCAGCAAGCGUGUUUGGGCAGCUUCUCUACAGGGCCAGGUAUUUGCUUUAUAUAGAUAAAAAACCCCCAACAACUAAGCAAACGUAUAGGUGCUGGUUGCUUAUGGAGAGCUCUCCUGCUCUAGGUAACCAGGCAGCUUCUUCCUCCUUAGUGCCUGUAAAAUGAACCAGUGGCUUUGCUCAGUGCAGCCAGCAGAGGCAGAGGAUUAUUUGGGAGGGAUUGAAUUCAUGAAAGUGAGAGCUGAGGUAGAUGCUGAGCUUCAAGGCAGCUUGGGAUGAAAGAGGAACUGAAAACUCAUGGAUAAACACUGGGGAGAAAAAACUGUUCUCACCUGGAAAGACUUGAUGAAGAUGCCAAGUGGUUCCUGUAUGGGUUUUCCUUCACCUUGCAUCACUGCAUGCCUGUAGCAUACUUCCCCCUGCUUCUGUCCUCAGGAAUCUCGUUUCAGGAGGGGCAAAACUGUGGGGACAAGUAUCUUUCAUGUGAGGAGCCACGAACUCUGGCCAUCCUAUCCCUGCUUAUCCUCCCACUCGCCAUCAGCUGUGCUUCCAGGGGAGGAGCAGAGCCUUUGGGCUCCCCAGGAGCCCUCCUGCCGCAGCUGGGAGCAGUGCUUGGGGUAUCCCAGUGUGCCAAGAGACCUUCAGAGGGGCUCAGCCCUGAGCCCUGCACUCUGCUUUUGGGGGUAACUGUGCCUGCAUUUUGGGUGUGAAAAUGCAGUGGGGGAUCAGCUGUCUGUGCCGAAGCAUAUCCUUCAGUCGGGGGGAGGAUGGCUGGGAGGGAAGGAGGGAAGAGCCUGGAGCAAACUUGAAGGAAAAUGAACCUCCAAGCAACCCAGUCAAGCACUCAGCAAGUGGACACUGAGCCAGGGGCUCUGCUCAGACUCGGCUCCCUGCCCUGUGCUAGCUGCAGGUUUGAUGCCUUGCACUGUGCCUCAGUUUCCCCGUUGGCAAACAAGAGUUUGCUUUUCCCUGAAGCUGUCCCUGGGCUGAGGCCAUGCCCAGUCAAUCAUCCAUGCGUGAGUGCAGCCAGCUCCUUCCCGAGCCCAUUGCUGGUGAGGUGCUGGGGGCAGCAGGAGCAUCUGACCCGGUGCUCUGUGUUUCAGGAGGCUUUGGUGACCAUCCGCAUCCCAGGGAGCUGGGGAGCGUGUCCCAAGGAUUGGCUCUGCCAGCCCGGCAGCCUCGAGAUGGGCAGCUGCCCUCAGCGGGGCAGCGGGAAGAUGAGCAGAGGCAUAGCGCAUCUCCUGACGGCUCUCUUCAUGGCGGUGACGGCAGUGAUAGGCUACCCGUCACGGCGCUCUGCCACUGACCUGGAUGCCACCCCCAGGACAACAGUCACCUUUGAGGAGCUGUUGGGCGUCCGGCGCUUCAGAGCGCGCACCCUCAACUACAGCACCCUGCUGCUGGAGGAUGACCGUGGCAUCCUCUACGUGGGGGCCAGGGGAGCCAUCUUCGCCCUCAACUCCAGCGACGUGGCUGACGGCUCCCACCGCACGAUCCAGUGGGAAGCCUCCCCAGAGAAGCAGAUGGACUGCCUGCAGAAGGGCAAAAACAACAAGACCGAGUGCUUCAACCACGUGCGGUUUCUGCAGAGGCUGAACAGCACCCAUCUCUAUGCCUGCGGGACCUACGCCUUCCACCCGCUCUGCGCUGCCAUCGAUGCCAACAGGUUUACGUUGCCAUCAUACUUUGAGGAGGGCAAGGAGAAGUGCCCAUACGACCCUGCUCGUGGCUACACUGGCCUCAUCGUGGAUGGUGGAUUGUACACAGCCACACGCUACGAAUUUCGGAGCCUCCCUGACAUCCGGAGGAACCUGCACCAGCGACCGCUGAAGACAGAGGAAUCCCCACUGCACUGGCUGAACGAUGCUGAAUUCGUGGCCUCUGUGCUGGUCCGGGAGAGCAAGGACAGCCCUGUGGGUGACGAUGACAAAAUCUACUACUUCUUCACGGAGUGGGCUGGCGAGGAGACCACAUCCUUCUUCGACAAGAGCCAGGUGGCCCGAGUAGCCCGGGUGGCCCGUGUCUGCAAGAGCGACGUGGGGGGGAAGAAGAUCCUGCAGCGCAAGUGGACAUCCUUCAUGAAGGCACGCCUGGUCUGCUACAUCCCCUACUACGAGGUGCUGCGCAGCGUCUGCAGCAUGGAUGGAGGCAGCUGGGCCAGCACCGUUUUCUAUGCUGCCUUCACGCUUUCGGCGCAGUGGAGGACCAUGGAGGCUUCGGCCGUGUGUCGCUACAGCAUCUCAGCAGUGCAGCGUGCCUUCGAGGGCCCCUACAUGGAGUACCAGGACUCGGCUCGCAAGUGGUCCCGCUACGACGGUGCAGUUCCUGAGCCCCGACCUGGCUCUUGCAUCACGGACCGCUCCCGCAGGAAGGGCUACAACUCCUCACAGGACCUGCCCAACAGCGUCCUGGACUUUGUGAAGCUGCACCCGCUCAUGUUUGAGGAGGUGAAGCCGGCUGGCGGGGAGCCGCUGCUGGUAAAGAAGAGCGUGGUGUACAGCCAGCUGGCCGUGGACAGGGUGCAGGCCCUUGAUGGCCGCUCCUACGAUGUGCUCUUCAUGGGGACGGGGGAUGGCUGGAUCCACAAGGCUGUGGUGGUGGGCUCCGGCAUCCACAUCGUGGAGGAGGUGCAGGUGUUUAGGGACCCGCAGCCUGUGGAGAGCCUGGUGAUCUCCCAUGCCCAGAGAAGCCUGUACGUGGGGGGAGCCACUGGGAUCCUGCAGGUGCCCCUGGCCUCCUGCAGUAGGUACACCUCCUGCUAUGACUGCAUCCUCGCCCGGGACCCCUACUGCGCCUGGGAUGGCAGGUCCUGCUGCGCCACUGCCACCACAGACAGGGCAGGGCUGGUGCAGGACAUUCAGAGUGGCAACGAGGGAUGCCGGAGCAGCUCUGGGCGGGUGCUUGUCCCCACAGGCUCUCUGCCAUGGAAGAACCGGACGGUGCUGCAGGGGGACGACGUGCUGUUGCCCUGCGACCAGCGCUCCAACUUGGCACGAGCCGUCUGGCUGCUGAACGGCAGCGAGGCGCUGGACGCGGGGCAGGACCGGCUGCGCAUCGGGGUGGACGGGCUGCUGGUGACAGACACGCUGCCGCAGCACAGCGGCGAGUACCGCUGCUAUGGCGAGGAGCGUGGUCUCCGGACGCUGCUGGCUGCCUACAGCCUCACCGUGCUGACUGAGCUGCCCCGCAUCCCCACGGCCGCCUCACGGCCCCAUGCUAUCAGCCAGGCCGGCAGCGACAUGAAGGUGGCUUAUGUCUCCGCCAUCGUCGCCUUGGUGGUGCUGUGCGCCGUGCUCAGCACCGUCCUCCUCUAUGUGUCCUGCCUGGAGAAGCGCAAAGGCAAGUAUGUGCUGGGGGAUCCGCGGCCAGCCAGUGUGGAGCUGCAGACCGUCUCAGCCAACUGCCUGCGCAAGGGCCACCGGGAAGAGGAGGAGGAGGAAGAGCUCGCCUACCCUGAUGGCCGCCUGCGGAUCAUCCCUGGUGAGGCACCCACGGCUGCCACAUCCCCAGUGAAGGAGCUGCCGGCUGCUGUGCCCCCGCUGCCGCCACCGCUGCCGGCCGAGCUCACCAAUGGCGUGGGGACUCUGCCCAAUGUGCUCCGCAAGAUGAAUGGCAACAGCUACAUGCUGCUGCAGCAGCAGGAGGAGCCGCUGGUCUCGCCGCUCUACAGCGCAUCCUUCACCGAGGAGCUCAGCAAGAUCCUGGAGAAGCGGAAACACACGCAGCUGGUGGAGAAGCUGGAUGAGAGCUCCGUGUAGGGGCUGGGGGAGGGUCCUGCCAGCGGGACCCUCCACCCCUCCAGCCCCUUCUCCCACCCCCUGCCAGCAGUGUUACAAGACUCAGGCAAAACUACCUCCUGGAUGGCACAGCUGGGCCAGGCCUGGGCUCGGCCGUUCCUGUGGCUUUUCUCUGACUUUUGAGACUCGCUAUACAGAAAAAAAAGAAUCUAUUUAAAUUUGGAGCUCUAUUUAUGUAUAAAAACCCACUGACGGCGGCCACAAGCAGGAGGCAGGAGCUGGCACCUGGCUGAAGGUGGACCCUGGGGGGAGGGAGAGUUUCUGUCUGUCCGUCUGUCCAGGUGUGAGAGAGAUGCUAUUGUGGACGCAUGGACUUGGCCUGCCCUGCUGGGUGUCCCUUGGCUGCUGAGAGGGAUGGCUCCAGGAAGAGGACUGUUCAGUGAGUGUUGGGGCUGGGUGAGGAAGCUGACGUCCACAAUGUCCUGGAGCAGCUGGUGGAGCAAUGUGUGCCUGCUGUGAGGAGGAUACAGGGCGCUGCAGAGGAAGAGCAGGAUGCAGCAGCAGGACACACUGGCAGCAGGACUGGCAGCUGUGCCCUGUGGUGUAGCAGGGGACUUAUUGCAGCACCAGCAUUCCCCACAGUGUCUGCAGUGCCUCCGCAGUGCCUCUGCAGCCCCAUGUUUCUGCCCUCCUGUGUGGUGCUGCUGGAGAACUGGGGUUCAGGCACAGCCCUGUCCACCACGGAACAACAUGUGGGAAGGGAAACAUCCUCACAGAGCAAGGAGUCCUGGACAUGGCAUCUCCCACUGGGGCUUCCUGCCCUUCAAGGCACUUUCAAGGGGCAGCCUCUGUCCCUAAAUCCCCCCAACUACCUCUCCUGCCACCUCCUGGGCGAACCUGAGGAACUGGAGUGACAAAAGCAUGUCCCGUUGUGGGGACAGGUCUGUGACAUUGGAGAAGCUGCGAAGGGAGAGACUUGUUGAGGUGCCUGACCUCCCUUCUGUGUUCCUUGCUGGCACUUCCAGGAUCAGGACAUCACCCGGCACUCAGCCCAGCGGGGGGGGGCAGGAACAGCGUGGCAGCCCUUGGCAUCCCCAGCAGGCUGGAGCCCAGGCCUCCCUGCCCCAGCAGGGUGAGGUGCAGUGGGAAAAGGCAAGAGCCAAAUGCCUGCAUUCCCCCAUCCUGCCCCAACCCUUGGUUUUGCUGCAAGGUGGGACCAAGCCGCCCCAAGCACCCACCCUCUGCAAGGAGGGACAUCACCCUCUGUGUCUGGCACCCCUCAUACACAGCCCCAUGUGCCCCCUGGCAAUAAACACGGCUCUGUCUGGAA
Pezoporus occidentalis (night parrot) is the source of this 6760-nucleotide messenger RNA. RefSeq names its product semaphorin 4G (gene SEMA4G). The record is from RefSeq and is a predicted model, not a curated record. Gene Ontology annotation, biological process: neural crest cell migration; semaphorin-plexin signaling pathway; negative regulation of axon extension involved in axon guidance. The transcript is spliced from 16 exons. Gene Ontology annotation, cellular component: plasma membrane. Gene Ontology annotation, molecular function: semaphorin receptor binding; chemorepellent activity. NCBI's taxonomy places the organism in Eukaryota, Metazoa, Chordata, Aves, Psittaciformes, Psittacidae. The coding region runs from base 2509 to 5451 and encodes 980 amino acids.